GCAGAGGGGAGCAGACUGACACUGCAAAGCCCGACAUCACCAAAUCUUCGCACAAAGGUGGGAUGCCGGUGGCGGAGAACGCCAGGGAAGCGGAGCCAGACAUUGAAUUCGAGCUCUCCACCGAAUGGCGGAAUGUGCAGAAUCUCAACAUCCAGCAACAGCUGCGAAAACUGGGCCGCUACAGAGAACACGCUGCGGCGGCACAGAGAGACAAGGAGGACCAGGCGCUGCCGGGUGUCCGGCGCUUGCGGCGGCCAAGGGUAAUAGAUGAGAACGACAGCAUCUCCAGCGACACUGAGACAGAGCUGCAGCAGCCUCUGGUCGUCAAGGAGGAAGCGAAAGAAGAGUCCGCAGACGAAGAGGUGCGCCCAAAGCCUGGCGCACGGGCUCGUGGCACGCGGCGAUCGCAAGCAGAGGCUGCCAGGGCACGCAGGCGCCGACUCUGGCGGGUGGGGCGUGUCCUCUCCCACCGUCGCCCCAUGCCGAUUGGCCGAAAGUGCACGCCGAUCGGCACGGCUUUCAGGCGGCGCCGCAAGGAGAAUCGCAGUAUCUCCACCCGUCGCGAGAUCCUCUUGGCAAGAUAUCUCGCCGAGAAGAAGUCGCAGAUAAAGGUGCCACAGGAACCGAGGCCGCAUGAGGACUGGGAAGAAGAUCGACUCAUGCGCGAGAAGCUGCAGCGCACGCCCUUGGUUUUAUGCUGCCGCCACGUUGCACACUGCCUGGCCGGAGAGCCAAGCCCCGAGUCGGGCGCCAGCGGCGCGCCGCCGCCGAAGCGCCAACGGGACGCCUUUGAAAGCCUCGUCCGGCUCUUGGUGCGGACAGCCAGGGCCCUCGCGGAUGCCGUGGAGAAGGUGGAGCAACGCCACCAUAGGCGGCAGAACAGUAUGGUACAUCUGUCGGCUGUGCCUGGUCAGCCUCUUCCUUGCAGCGACGAUGAUGACGAUGCGCCACGCAUUCGAGUCGUUCACCAUUUCACGCGGCUGAACCGGCACAUUGACAUGUCCGGGCUUUAG
Molecule: messenger RNA, 1013 nt
Organism: Symbiodinium necroappetens
Lineage: Eukaryota; Dinophyceae; Suessiales; Symbiodiniaceae
Source: the annotation of a GenBank genome assembly